AUGCGCACAAGGCACCAAUGGUGCGCUUGCCACGCGCACCUCGCUCGUGGCGCGGUGCGCGGGUCAGUUGCGGUCGCGUUGAGGAAGGUUGAAUCGGGCGCACGCGCCGCCGGGCCUCCGCACUGCGGUUUCGAACGUUCGCUGACCGUACAGCGCGUGUCGGCGCUUCGCCCCUCUUGCCGCGCCCGGCACCCUCGCUUCGCCCGCUUGCACCCUCCUCUCAUGUCCUAU
Iphiclides podalirius (scarce swallowtail) is the source of this 231-nucleotide messenger RNA. The record is from the annotation of a GenBank genome assembly. Lineage: Eukaryota; Metazoa; Arthropoda; Insecta; Lepidoptera; Papilionidae.